This is a messenger RNA of Diaporthe batatas, 795 nucleotides long. RefSeq lists its product as uncharacterized. Bases 1 to 795 code for a protein of 264 amino acids. The transcript has 4 exons. The record is from RefSeq and is a predicted model, not a curated record. NCBI's taxonomy places the organism in Eukaryota, Fungi, Ascomycota, Sordariomycetes, Diaporthales, Diaporthaceae. Gene Ontology annotation, cellular component: nucleus; cytoplasm.
AUGAGGUUUCUUUGUCUGCCUGGCGCAUAUGGUAGCGCUGAUAAAUUUCAAGUCCAACUAGCUCCCUUACUGAAGGAACUGACCGAUGAUGGCACCGCCUCCUUCUACUUUUGCCAUGGUCCAUGCAAGGCAGUCCCACCCCCUGGCUUUGAGGACUACUUUGGCCAUCCACCAUAUUACCGGUUCAUUGAGCCGGAUGAGAAGCCAGACGCGCCUCGGAUUAUCAAGAAGGCCAAGAAGGACGAUGUACUGUCCCGCAUCCGCGAAUUCCCGUCCUGGUGUGAGACCCCUGAAGACACGAUGCGAGAGUUGAUGCGCGAAGGUCUUGCAACAUCCCACAGAAGCACAGACCGCGCGAUCAAGUACCUCACAGAAGUCAUGGCCAAACACGGUCCGUUUGAUGGCAUCAUCGGUUACUCAGAAGGUGCAACUGUUGCUGCGACUAUGCUUCUUCACGAGCAGAGGCUAUUCCGCAAAGUUGGACUGGAGCCAAUGUUCAAGUAUGCCAUUUUUUUCGCUGGCUGGCCACCUGUCGAUCCGAUCACGCACCACCUGGUCUUAUCGGACGAAAGUGAAGACAGGAUAGAUAUCCCCACUCUGCACAUUGUGGGGUCUCUGGAUCCGUAUAUUGACGGCUCAAUGGCCUUGUACAAUGUCUGUGACGCCGACACUGCCUAUCUUUUUGACCACGCCAAAGGACACACACUUCCACGCGACAGGGAGACAAACAGAGAGAUCGGGGACAUUGUGAGAGAGGCCAUUGAAGAGAUGAGGGAUGGCGGCCUUCUACCAUGA